Messenger RNA from Peniophora sp. CBMAI 1063, 2676 nucleotides. Lineage: Eukaryota; Fungi; Basidiomycota; Agaricomycetes; Russulales; Peniophoraceae. The record is from the annotation of a GenBank genome assembly.
AUGAGCAGCAUGCAUAAUCCGUUUAGUGCCGUGAGGGGAGAUAGAGGGGAUGGACUUGGGUCAGACUCGGAGGGGGAAGGCCGACAAGAUCCUCUUUGGGGAAAGAGACACUCUUAUAAUAGGGGCUCAGUCGACGCAGAUUCGGAUUACGGUACCCCGCAACCGCAACGCAGGACGACCGCAACAGCAUCGCAGUGGGCCAGCAGCGUCUCCCCAAGUUCGGCUCAGAACACAAACUGGCAGCCUACUCCCACGAUAUCUCCAGAGGUUCCUCAAGUCGAUCCAAUCCCCGUCGUAGAUCGGCCGCUACAACCGCCCAAACCGAAGCGCACGAGAGUCAAGGGAGGGCGCAAGAACGGCAACGCCAAUACAACGGGAGGCGCCACCAAUCUGGCCGCAGGCGGUAGCAUGCAGCCGAUAAUACCUCCCUCGCUGGUACCAGCCACACCACAGUCAUAUUCCAAACACCGUCGCCAGCCUGACGACCCGUCUACCGACCUAUUCCAGUUUCCCGAACUCUCCAUGCCGGCCGCGAGCAGUUCUUUUGCUCAGAAGAAAUAUCCCACCAGCUUGUCACGAACCCAUUCCGGUGCCAGGGAGCCUUCCCGCGAUCCCAGACGGAAUCCGAAGCAGUCAUCGGCAAUCGACUACUCCUUGAUGGACGAGGAGGCUGGUUCGCUCAUGCAACACGACUUCUCGUAUGACCAGUUGACAUCCUCACAACCCCACGCUAAGAACUCCGACGAAAAGAGACGACCAAGUCCUCUACCUCUCAAUGCGACACCGUUUGCGUCAGGACAUCGUGGGCCCACAAGCGAUUCGCAGUGUCCCGCGCCCGCAGUGCCGUCCACUCACGCUAGCGCUCAAGGCAUGCCUCCACCCCCUUCCCCUACUCGUUCGGAGGUCAAGCGCAAACUGCUUACCAUACUCAUUGAGGACAAACGUAGCGAUGGGAUGGAGCUCGCCGAGAUCCGGGUCCCUCUUCAGCCGCGCGCGGAAACUUUAUGGGUCAAAGCUGCACAAGUCGUCGAGAACUUGCAGAGCGGCCCUUCUCGAAUCGACGGCCCGUGUAGAGUGCAUGCCAUGCGUGGUCAUUUCAGACAGACUUUCCUGCGGAUUGAGCAUGAUGGGCGUGAAAUUUACGACGAACAGCAAUCGUUGCAAGUCGUAGAAGAUGGGCGGGGGAAGACUCUGAGCAUAUACAUUGAAUCGAUUCCAGUCCCCCGGACCAGCACCCCCGUGUAUUCGCGCGUAUCUCACGAACCUACCGCACUACACCUGACCACCGACCCCUCGUCACAAAUGCCGUUGACACCUCAUUCCUCGGGCCCCAGCCCGUUACUGGCCCAUACGCAACAGAAGAGGAGAAGGAUGGCGAGUGCUCGUGACAUUUCUGCUGCGCCGGAAAGCACUAUUCCCGACUACAGUACCGACUACGGACACCAUGAGGUGCCCGAACAGGGUUACGCAGAACCUCGGGAGCUCUAUGAGUCGUCGCUACCAUCCUCAUCCCGCAAGCGCGUGAAAUCAAACGCACAAAUGCUUAGGGCCGCCCCAUCUCCAUACGCGACAACGCCAGCUCAGGAUUCUGCUAGGUCGCAGCCAGGACGGGCUCGCUCUGAGUCGCGCGCAGCUAAGACUUCUCAGCCCACACCAACACGUGAAGGCGAUACAUACGGCGCACCGUCCCCACAGCCAUCAGCCAGUCGACACGCGCCCGCGCAUCGACAGUUGUCUGCCGAUUUUGAUGCGCCUCCCACGAUCUCUGCACUUGCGAGGGCGGCUAAGAGUAAUGGGAACACGCUUGGUAUGGGACUACCGUCUGUACGAAUGCCUCCUAGUCGUGGUGCUCAAGGGCAGGCGCUUUCAGCAGUGGCACCCACUCCCGAAGUCGUAGAAAUCUCAUCUCGCGAGUCUUCGCCGGAAAGAGGUCAUGGCCCCGGUGCUUCACCGUCCUUCUCUCAAGCAUCGGCAGCAGCCGACUUUCAUGCACCCACUUCAUCGACUUUCUCCCCAGCACCGCUCGAGCCUUCGCAACCUCCGGACGACUUCAACCCGCUUCCUUCGCCCGCGCCGGCUCAAAACGAACCUGAACCCGAACCCGAGCCUCUAGCGCAGCCCAGUCCGCCCCCUGUGGAUCCAGCUAUAGCCCACCUUCUGCCGCUAGACAUCUCACCCACAACCUACGUCGCCUCCGAGAUGCCCACUUUCGCCGACAACAUCGAUCAAAUGAUGGCCGCUCGCCUGACCAACACGCUCAGAAUGGACGGGUUCGGUUUCAAGGACUUCCAAGAGAAGCUGACUGCGGGACAAGCGUUGAGUAAUGAGCGUGCGUUGCAUUGGUAUAGAUGGGUACACGAAAAGGUGCAGAAGUAUGCAAAUGAAACUGCGAGAGCGCCGGCGGAGUGUGAACGGCGGUUGGUCGAGCCGAAACAUGUCCUGGCGGCCAUGCAGGUCACUGAGGAAUGGUACGGGAUCGUACGGGAGACGCUCUCAAUGAUGAUGGCGUAUGGCCCUGGUGGCCAGCGCGGCGCCAACCCUCGUGUGGUACAAGCUGCCACUGACAAGAAACCGAGAGACGCCCGACUCGGCGUUGUGCGCUGGACGCAUCUAUUACUUCUCCUACGGGAAGUCCAUGACGAAUGGUCAAGAUCGCAGAAUGCCCCGCGCGAAUGA